UAAUGUGGGCGGUGUCAUGUACAUGACGCCAUCAAAUGACUUGGUAUUGCCUUCAUGUAUUUUCUGUUGAUCACGCAUUUUUUAAUAGUAAUGUAUAGUUUGAUAUAUAUUAUAAAGGUGUACACUAUAAAGUAUAAAACCUAUUCAUAAACUCCAUCACAAUAUAACAGUCAAAUAUACUUUUCAUUUUUUUUUUUUUUUUUUUUCUCUUUUCGUUACCUGAAUUCAGGUGAAACCGCCAAAUACAUUACAGCUGAGUGUAUUAACAUUAUUUCGAUUUUUUUAAUUUUUUUAUUUUCGUUAUAAUUUUGUUAAUGUUUACAUAAUAUUAAUUUAAAACAAAAUGGUAUCAUCAAAAAAUAUUCAUUGUUAUUCAAUGAUUUUAUUGGGAUAUUUUCUACUUGAAUUUAUUACACCAGCUAGAGGAAUUAAUUGCUAUCAAUGCAGCAGUACAAACAACGUUCAUCCAUUUCAGUGCAAUGAAUAUAUGAGUGAAGAUAUUGACAUAUCACCAACUGAUUGCAGUGAUGUUUGGGGUGCUAAAUAUUGUGUUAAACAUGUUGGAAGAUUUGAGGGUGGAGUUGGAACAAAAAGAUUUUGUUCAUCAGCAAAUUUAGGAAAUGAUUGUCAUUAUACAAACACAGCUGGUGAUGAUCAAAAUAUUAAAUAUCGAACUUGUAUUUACACUUGUGACAGUGAUGGUUGUAAUUCAGCAACAAAAAAAUCUACAAAUAUUAUUGUAUUUAUCUCAUUGUUAAUUGCACCAAUAGUAUAUCUCUUUCAGAGAUAGAAAAAAAAACUAAAUAUAACAACAACAAAAACAAAAAUUAUUACGAUUCCGUCCAGAACGUACCAAACAUAAUUGUAUUAAGAAGAUUUUAUAAUGCUUUUGCACCAUUUAAUAUUUAACAAAAAGCACACAUGAUAUUUACAAGAAAAUUAUCAAAGUAUAUUAAUAUUAAUAUUUUAAUUGUUAGUUGAUAAAAAAUUAGUAAAUAAUAUCGAUGGGACCAGUGUCUUUUUUUGUAGAAAACAAAUUAUUAUGUACAAAGUUAAAUUGUCGAGCAAUUUGAUGUAAAAAAAAUUAAAAGAAAAAACAAAGAACAUGUCUGUAAUUGACUUUUUUUAUUUUUUUUUUAUUUGAUUAUUAUUAUUUUUUAAGUUACACAUUAGUUAUAUCAAUUUGUACGUACAAAUACUAUUUUAUUUUGUGUAUAAAGAGCCAGUAAUUAAUUGUAAAAUAUUAUCUUAUUUUUUUUUUCUUUUUGUAAGUUUUUAUCUUGUUCAUUUUGUCCUAUUUUCUUUGGCAUUAAAUUUUUUUUUUUUUUGUUUUUAUUUAAUACAUUUAAGGCAUCUGUUGUUAGACUAUAAAUUAUAUGCCUAAGUUAUUUAUGCGAUAUAUUAUUUUGUUUUUUAAAAAUUUUAAAGUCUCACCAAUUAUUGGCACAUUGGCAAAAUUUGUUUAUUUUUUU
This is a messenger RNA of Aphidius gifuensis, 1472 nucleotides long. RefSeq names its product U-scoloptoxin(05)-Sm1a (gene bou). The coding region runs from base 344 to 790 and encodes 148 amino acids. Gene Ontology annotation, biological process: regulation of synaptic transmission, cholinergic; positive regulation of voltage-gated potassium channel activity; sleep. Lineage: Eukaryota; Metazoa; Arthropoda; Insecta; Hymenoptera; Braconidae. The transcript has 3 exons. The record is from RefSeq and is a predicted model, not a curated record.